UAUAACGGGCGCUCGUUGCGCGCGCCACUCCCCUCCUCAGACGAAGCCGUCGCGCGAGGCCGGCCGCCAUGUUCAACAAGAAGACGAUGGUUCUGUAUUGCGGCGGCUCCCCCGGAUUGGCCCCGGCCGCCCCUCAGUCUCCCGGCGCGGGUGGUGGCGGCGGAGGAGGAAGCGGCGGCGGUGGCGGCGAGGGCGGCCUGGCUCUCCAUCCCGGCGGCGUCCGAGCAGGCCUGGGCGUGGGGGGGCUGUGCUGGCCUCCCGCCGGCUGCGCUGAGGGGCCUCGAGCGCUGAUUGGCGGAGGGCCGCGCGCAGGGGGCCCCUCGCUGAUUGGGCCCCCGGAGGCGGCCGCGCGCGCGCCGAUUGGCUCCCCCGAAGAGGAGCUGGACGGCUGCGAGCCCGACGCGGAGAACGGAGCGGAGCCUCCCGCCGCCUCCCCCGCCUCGCCUCCGCCCGGGGACCCGCUGCGCCAGGUGACGCUGCAGCUGGUGGCCUCGUACCUGCGGGAGGCGGCCGACCAGGAGCCCCCCAAGCAGGACGGCGGUUGCGGCGGCGGCGGGAAGUUCCUGCAGGGCCUGCUGGGCCGCUUCGGUCCCUGUCCCGGCGAGGCGGAGACGGCCGCCCGGGCCCUGGAGACGCUGCGGAGGGUCUGCGACGACAUCAUGGAGAAGCACCAGCUGGCCUUCCAAGGAAUGCUGAGGAAAGUGCAGAUUGACAAAGCAGAUGACUUAAAGCUCAUGUCAGAAGUUGCAACGCAGGUUUUCAACGAUGGCAUAACAAACUGGGGGCGAAUUGUGACUCUCAUUUCUUUUGGUGCCUUUGUUGCCAAACACUUGAAGAGCCUAAAUCAGGAAAGCAGCAUCAACACUUUGGCGGAGAUUAUCACAGAGGUGCUGGUGACAGAGAAGAGAGAGUGGCUGCUGCAUCACAAUGCCUGGGAAGGCUUUGUUAAAUUCUUCCAUGUAGAGGACCUGGAAGGCAGCAUCAGAAACAUUCUGGUGGCUUUUGCAAGCGUGGCUGGCCUAGGAGCGAGCUUGGCUUACUUGAUCCGGUGAGCCAAAAAAAGGGGGGCUCUCCCGAGUGGAGCUUAGCUUGGACUACUCUGUUCCUGCUGUGAAUAGAAAACUGAGCUGUUCUCCUCUUGCCGAGUGGGAAGCAGGACAGCUGGAACUCCCCAAGAAGGACUGCUAUGAACUGUCCCGGGAUAGAAGGUAACCCAGCAAGGAUAUCUUACAAAUGGAAGUCGCUUUUUCCAAGGGAAGAAACAUGUGCACUCUGCUUCACUCACACGAAGCUAGGAGGACUGAAGCCCUGUGCAGGAGGAGGAAGUGGUGUGCUUGGACUGGCGGCAAUCGGGCUCUGGAGGAAAGACAGUUGGAUGCACUGAGCAGUGAGUGAUCUGUUUGCACAGGGUGACAGUCGUACCCUCCCGUCUUUUGGAGAAUAACGCUGGGUCUGAAGUGCCAGGGGUGUUUGGGUCCUGUGUCAUCCUAAAGACUUCCGGGUGAUCUCUGGGAAAUGCCUUGAACUGUUGGUGGAUCCAGGCAAUGUAUUUUUGCCCCAUCACUGAGAGAAAAGGCCUGGCGUCCUUCAGCCUCUCAUCAACAUCGUAUUCGAAAGGGCUGACUGUAUUUUUUUAUUUUUAUUUCACUCUUUCUUUCCACUGCCCUCCCUUUGAAAGCGUCACACUGCCAUUAAGCCCCCCCCCAUCACACCUAGCUGCUCCCUGCAGUGAAGCUCAGUCUGCAACCAUGAUAAGCAUCAUUUGGGACCGAUGAAACCUGCAGAAUGUGCGCACUCUUGAAGCAGAUUUCUCUUUGAGAAAGAUUGCGAAGAGGGGUUUUGUUUUAAAACAUGAUUCAGUUUGGAUUUGAUGACUCUUGAUUCAUUUUCCCCCAUCAGCAUAUACUGGGCAUUUCAGAAAACCUCCGCAUCCAAGUUUAACAAGGUUAUCGAUGUGACUGUCAUGACCAGCGUAAAGUUUGAAACCCCCUCUUUUCUUUCCCUUUCUCUCUUGGGAAGAAAGGAGCCCUUUGGGGUUUUCCGUCACCCUGCUUUAUUUCUUUGAUUCCUGAGUUGAGCUUAAAGGAUGCUUUUUUAAAAAAAAAAAAAAGCUAAACUUGCACAUGAAUGUCAUUUAUCCUGUAAGAAAGCAAAAUAACAUGCGUGAAUUAGCAGUGUGAGAUCCUGUGGUACACAAAAACACACAAACACACACUCACAUUCUAAUCUGUGGGCAGCUUCCUGGGUGUCCUCUAGAUGUUUCAGCCUGGAUGUUUCUGGAGGAUGCCUGAUGAUGGCCUUUUCUAAACCCUUGAGGAUGAAACAGUUCAUAAGCUGAGUUUUCUUUGAUUUUUUUUUCUUUUAUUCAGGAGAAUGGCUUCAGUUAAUAGGAGCAGGAAUUUUAAUUUGCAGUGUAGAAUUGCUUUUAGUUUUCAUUGUGCAUCAGUCUAGAACCGGGAGUAUCCAACCAUGGCCACUUUAAUAACCGUGGACUUCACGUAGCUGAGGAAUUCUGGGAGUUGGAGUCCACAAGUCUUAAAAGUGACCAGGUUGGACACUUGGCUCUAGACCAGAUAAUGGCAGAAGUAAAAAUCUUGGCAAGGUGCUGGAAGACCUGCUUGUUUACAUAAACCGUCUAAUAAAACCCAUUCAGUGAUUCUCGCAAUGUGAGGAGGUUCUUCUGUUAAUACAGAAACCUGAAGUGUUUGUUUUCGUUUUGGGGCUGAAUGAUUGUCCCUUGUUCUUUCUUUCCUCCCCCUUUAAUCUUGCCAGGCAAUUGAUUGGUAGAUGAGGGGCUUAAAACCCUGGACCGACUUUUUUCCCCCUGUGGAGAUGGAGAGGCAGGGCCAGAGAUCAGUCUUAGAACAGAUCUAGAACUAGCCAGCUUCAGGGAUGUGGGAUUAAGCCUUGUUUCUUCAUUCAGGGUGGUCUGAAUUCUGGCUUGGGUCCUGGAGCUGUCUGAUCUGUGACUUGCACCUCAGUUGUUUCCAAAUUGCUGUUCUGUGGGCACUUGAGCUGGUUAAAAAGGUAUUACAGUGAUGGGCAAGAAAAUUAAAGCAUUUCACACAGGUUAAGAUGCCCCCCUUCUGUCUGCCUCCAGGGCCCAGAAAUGUGGCUUAGAAAGAAAAACAGAGGAGGCUAGGGAAAAUAUUUUUCAUAGGGGCUAAUAGAACUAGCCUAUUGCAAUGCCUUGUGUGGGGUUUACUGGCGGAGUAUGCAAAGUUUUUCCUUAGAAAUAUGCAAAAUGGCACUUCUCCAAAGUUCUGUUGUUACAAAUACUGGUGCCGUGUGGGUGUGUCAGCUGGGUUUUCUUGUCCAACCAAACAGGCAGGGCCUGAGGUUCCCCAUUUUCACACGAGCAGCAAAGAGAUUGCAAGUGAGACCUGAUGGCCUGUCCUCUUUCCUUCUGUUUGACAACACUUUGACUCAAACCCCAGUAGCUGUGACUGUGUCUCUAACGAGAAUCCAGAGGGAACCUUGGCAUUUUAUAUUUUAAUAGGGCCCUGAGCCUGGAUUCCUUCUGAUUUCCUGGCAGAUCAGAAGAACCAGUCACAUCAUGGGAGUUCUUUUUUCAUCCCAGAUCCUCUUGGCGGCUAGGCUGCUGGGGUGACGUCUCUCUUUGUGGUAGGAAAGAAGGGAACAGUCGCAUGUAGCAAAAGCCAGAGAGAUGUUUAUUCUAAGGGCCUUGACUUCAAUAAAGCCCAAGUUUGCCAGCAACAUUAGAAUGGCCUUACUGAUUUCUACCCUGUCCACAUUCCUCCCAGGCAGAAUCACUGUUUUGCAACCUAGCAAUGAAGUGUUUAAUAUAAUAUGUGCUUGAAUGUUCAUCCAAAUUAAAUUAAUUUAACCCUUAA
Molecule: messenger RNA, 3854 nt
Organism: Ahaetulla prasina
Lineage: Eukaryota; Metazoa; Chordata; Lepidosauria; Squamata; Colubridae
Gene: MCL1
Product: MCL1 apoptosis regulator, BCL2 family member
Exons: 3
Coding region: 69-1052 (327 amino acids)
Biological process (GO): mitochondrial fusion; positive regulation of apoptotic process; intrinsic apoptotic signaling pathway in response to DNA damage
Cellular component (GO): mitochondrial outer membrane
Molecular function (GO): protein heterodimerization activity; channel activity; protein homodimerization activity
Source: RefSeq, a predicted model, not a curated record